Molecule: messenger RNA, 7666 nt
Organism: Symphalangus syndactylus (siamang)
Lineage: Eukaryota; Metazoa; Chordata; Mammalia; Primates; Hylobatidae
Gene: ANKS6
Product: ankyrin repeat and sterile alpha motif domain containing 6
Biological process (GO): protein K6-linked ubiquitination; innate immune response
Cellular component (GO): cytoplasm; BRCA1-A complex; BRCA1-BARD1 complex
Molecular function (GO): ubiquitin-protein transferase activity; protein binding
Source: RefSeq, a predicted model, not a curated record
GGGGCGGAGCCGACGCGGCCGGCAGGGCGGACGGGCGCGGGCAGCGCGUGGCGGCGGCGAUGGGCGAGGGCGGGCUGCCCCCGGCCUUCCAGCUGCUGCUGCGCGCGUGUGACCAGGGCGACACGGAGACGGCGCGGCGGCUGCUGGAGCCGGGGGCAGCGGAGCCAGCCGAGCGCGGCGCGGAGCCGGAGGCGGGCGCGGAGCCGGCGGGGGCCGAGGCGGCCGGGCCCGGGGCCGCAGCGGCGGCGGCAGUCGGGGCGGCGGCGGCAGUCGGGGCUCCGGUGCCAGUGGACUGCUCGGACGAGGCGGGCAACACCGCACUGCAGUUCGCCGCGGCCGGGGGCCACGAACCGCUGGUGCGCUUCCUGCUGCGCCGCGGUGCCUCGGUCAACAGCCGCAACCACUACGGCUGGAGCGCGCUCAUGCAGGCGGCCAGAUUUGGGCAUGUGAGUGUGGCACACCUCCUGUUGGAUCAUGGGGCUGAUGUCAAUGCCCAGAACCGGCUGGGGGCCAGUGUGCUCACUGUGGCUUCUCGGGGUGGCCACCUGGGUGUGGUGAAGCUGCUCCUGGAAGCCGGUGCCUUUGUGGACCAUCACCACCCUUCGGGUGAGCAACUGGGGUUGGGCAACAGCAGGGAUGAGCCCUUGGACAUCACGGCCCUGAUGGCCGCCAUCCAGCACGGGCACGAGGCCCUGGUGCGUCUACUGAUGGAGUGGGGCGCGGACCCCAACCGUGCAGCCCGGACCGUGGGCUGGAGCCCGCUGAUGCUGGCCGCACUCACUGGGCGGCUUGGAGUGGCCCAGCAGCUGGUGGAGAAGGGCGCCAACCCUGACCACCUCAGCGUGCUGGAGAAGACCGCCUUCGAGGUUGCGCUGGACUGCAAGCACAGGGACCUUGUAGACUACCUGGAUCCGCUGACCACCAUCAGGCCCAAAACAGCUUCCUCCCAGUUGCUCAAGAGGGCUCAUCUGGACCAGAGUCAGCCCAGAGUCACAAGUGCCCUCUGGCGGCUGCUCCAUCCCCUGGGAUCAAUUAAAGGCUGCAAAAGGCCUGUCUUCAGCCCCCCAGCAAGCAGAUUGGCCAUGAGGAUGCCUGCUCUGACAGGAACGGAUGAGGAGAAAAGGCGACCUGAUAUUUUCCAUGCAUUGAAAAUGGGAAACUUCCAGCUGGUCAAGGAGAUUGCCGAUGAAGACCCCAGCCACGUGAACUUGAUCAAUGGGGAUGGGGCGACGCCACUGAUGCUAGCAGCUGUUACGGGGCAGCUGGCUCUGGUGCAGCUGCUGGUGGAGAGGCAUGCGGAUAUUGACAAGCAGGACAGCGUACAUGGCUGGACGGCCCUCAUGCAGGCAACCUACCAUGGGAAUAAGGAAAUUGUCAAAUAUCUGCUAAACCAAGGGGCCGAUGUCACUCUUCGUGCAAAAAAUGGAUACACGGCGUUUGACCUGGUGAUGCUGCUGAAUGAUCCUGACACGGAACUUGUUCGACUGCUGGCAUCUGUCUGCAUGCAGGUGAAUAAAGACAAAGGCCGGCCGAGCCACCAGCCGCCCCUGCCCCACUCGAAGGUCCGACAGCCCUGGAGCAUCCCAGUGCUGCCCGAUGACAAGGGUGGGCUGAAGUCCUGGUGGAACCGAAUGUCCAAUCGGUUCCGAAAGCUCAAACUGAUGCAGACGCUGCCCCGUGGGCUGUCCAGCAACCAGCCUUUGCCUUUCUCUGACGAUCCUGAGCCAGCUCUGGACUCCACAAUGAGGGCUGCCCCCCAGGACAAGAUAAGCCGCUCUGCACUCCCUGAUGCAGCCCCUGUGACCAAAGACAAUGGUCCUGGGAGCACAAGAGGAGAAAAGGAAGACACGUUAUUGACAACCAUGCUUCGAAACGGAGCUCCCCUCACCAGACUCCCAAGUGACAAGCUGAAAGCAGUCAUCCCCCCAUUCCUACCCCCUUCCAGUUUUGAGCUGUGGAGCUCUGAUCGGUCCCGGACGCGUCACAACGGGAAGGCAGACCCCAUGAAGACUGUGCUGCCCCAGAGAGCCAGCAGGGGCCACCCUGUGGGCGGCGGGGGCACAGACACUACACCAGUCAGGCCUGUUAAAUUUCCAAGCCUCUCCAGAAGCCCAGCCUCUCCUGCCAAUUCUGGAAACUUCAACCAUUCGCCUCAUUCAUCGGGCGGCUCCAGUGGGGUAGGAGGUGUGAGCCGGCACGGUGGGGAGCUGCUUAACCGUUCAGGUGGCAGCAUAGACAAUGUCUUGUCCCAAAUCGCUGCCCAGAGGAAAAAAGCAGCCGGAUUAUCGGAACAGAAACCCAGCCAUCGGUCAAGCCCUGUGGGGCCAGCACCAGGGUCCAGCCCGUCUGAGCUUCCAGCCUCCCCUGCAGGUGGCAGCGUUCCCGUUGGCAAGCAGAAAUUGGAGACCAGCAAAAGGCCUCCGUCGGGAACUUCCACUACCUCCAAGAGCACCUCUCCAACCCUCACGCCCUCCCCCUCACCCAAAGGGCACACUGCAGAGUCCUCAGUGUCUUCCUCGUCAUCCCAUCGGCAGUCCAAGAGCAGUGGGGGCUCCAGCAGUGGCACCAUCACAGAUGAGGAUGAACUGACUGGAAUCCUUAAGAAAUUAUCACUUGAGAAAUAUCAGCCCAUUUUUGAGGAACAAGAGGUGGACAUGGAAGCGUUCCUCACGCUGACUGACGGUGACUUGAAGGAGCUGGGAAUUAAGACAGAUGGGUCCAGGCAGCAGAUUCUGGCAGCAAUUUCUGAACUGAAUGCAGGCAAGGGACGCGAGAGACAAAUUUUACAGGAAACCAUUCACAACUUUCACUCUUCCUUUGAGAGCAGUGCCAGCAACACCAGGGCCCCUGGCAACAGCCCCUGUGCGUGAUCCUCCUUCCCGCAGCCACCACCGUGAGCUCUCUGAAUCCUGGGACCCCUUCACAUGGCCACAGCCCCAGCCCUGCCCCUGCCACACUGCUGUGCCUUAGUCACGUUGUUCCCUUUGCUCAGGAUGCCCGCUUCACAUCCACUGCAUUCGUUGGUAGUACUUGUUGCUGCAACAAACUUCAACACACAGGGACAGAUUCCCAUGUAACAGCCCAGUAGGGGUGCUCUUGGUUGGCAGGUUGGUUCACACAGUGAUGCAGGGACUCAGCUCCUUUUAUCCUGUGCUCUGCCCUCCCCGGGAGCCUCAGAGUUUGCUUCUGGCUGGCGGCAAGGGAAAGGGACGAUGGAGAAGGCACGGCUGCUUCUUACCUGCCUUGCUGUUAACUGACACACAUCACUCCUGCUCAUGUCCCCUUGGCCACUGGUAGUCAUGUGGCCCUACCUGGAUCAGAGGAGGCCGGGAUGUGCAGUGUCCACAUAGUGGCUUCCCAGCAACAACUUUUGACUUAGAUGAGGGGUAUGUAUUAUGUUGAGAGGUUAGCCUUCCUGCCACAUCUUCCCUUAAAACUUCUAACUUGUCUCUCCUGGUCCAAGUCACCUGUCAGUUGAAGUCUCUUUUUUGACCCCCUUUCAGCCACUGGGUCCCUUAGUGCUGUGUAUGUGACUGCUCUAGCAUUCCACUGCACCUGCUGCAUACAGCUUACAGCAUGCAUUCAAGAUGUGUAUGUCAAACGCAUUUUUCUUUAUUGCAAAGACAGUCUAUUAUAGAAGGAAAGAAGUGGAGGCCUGCUGUGUGGAUCCCUUCUUCUUCCUAGCUUUCAGUUUCCUUAUCUGCAAAGUGGAAGGUGAGACCAGACGAUGCUCUGGUACUCCACAGUGCUCACCUCUAUCACUGCAGGGCUUUCUGCACUGAAAGUGGAAGCAGAAGACUAAUGGGUCACAUUGUGAAAGGCCUCUGGUGCUCAAAGUUUGUAGGCAAAGAAGUGAAAAUUUGGAAUUUUUUCUACAUCCUGUUAAUGCUGUGUUCCUCAAAAGGGAAUUGGCUUGUGUAGUUUCCUACCAUAUCAUAUUUUAUUAAAUUAGAGGGGCCCUGACUUUUAAAACCCACUGGCUUUCUGAAGUGUUUUCCAGUGAGUGACUCAUUCAGCCAGUGCCUGUUGCAUUUAUGUUAGCUACCAGGUGCCGAGCGUGCAGACACAAUCCAGAGCCUUCAGGCUCUCGACAGGCAAGAGAACACCUGUAAAUAGAUGGUCCUGACAUUGAGAGGCAGCAUGGUAGAGUGGGCAGACCUUGUGCUCUGGACUCAGGUUCAAAGUUCAGAUGCAGCUCAAUGGCCUCUUAGUUGGAGCUUAGAACCAGUAUGCCCAAAGUGCUGGGUCUGCAGGAAGUACCCAGUUGAUGGUAGGCUGCACAGAAUUCUGAUCUCUACCCUGAGCCGUGCUGAGCCACAGGUUGGUCUCCUUGGGAGGUGCCUUCUCUCAUCUGUCCCUCCACCAGCCACGAAAGCCCACUCCCCUACACUGGCUUUCAGAGCCGUCGUGACCUUACUGCCCAGAGCCUCGUAGUUUUUCUUCCCCUGCCCUGAUAGUGGGUGUUUUUCCUCUAAAUCCUCUCAGCCUUCCACCCACAGAAGCCAACUUUCCAUGGGACUGAAGACAAAGUGUUUCAUUUAGCUGUUACUGACAGACACCUUUACGAAGGUUACUCAUGUCCCAGCCUGUUUAAGGAGACACACUCAUUCAUCCCCUACUAUGUGCUGGUAGCUUUACCUUUGUCAUUUCAUCCUCAUGGCCACCCUGGAGGUGGCAUUGUGUAACCUCAUCUUGCACAUCCGGGAAAUGGAUGCUUAGGAGAGGGAAGCUUCUUACCAGUUAAACAGCCCAGAAGGAGCAGAUCUGGGGUCAGAACUGGACCUGGUGGGCUUGCAAGCCUGUGCCUUUUCCACUAACUCCUAUAGACUCCUGGAGCUAGAAGCACUUGUGAUUCUUGUUUUUUUUUUUUUUUUUUUUUUUUUUGAGACAGAGUCUCGCUCUGUUGCCCGGGCUGGAGUGCAGUGGCGCAAUCUCGGCUCACUGCAAGCUCUGCCUCCCGGGUUCACGCCAUUCUCCUGCCUCAGCCUCCGAGUAGCUGGGACUACAGGCGCCCGCCACCGCGCCCGGCUAAUUUUUUGUAUUUUUUUUAGUAGAGACGGGGUUUCACCGUGGUCUCGAUCUCCUGACCUCGUGAUCCGCCCGCCUCGGCCUCCCAAAGUGCUUGUUUUAAUUUACUGAUGGCUUCAGGGGUUAACAGUAGGCCUAGAAUUGUUUGCCUCUGAAAUUCAUGGCCCCUGAUGUUAUGUGCUCUGAAGUUUUGUGCCUGCUUUUUGCUGUGGUCCUGUUUUUUUCAUAACCAUAUACUGGUAUAGCUUCCACUUAGGUAAGUUUGAUUGAACAAUGAUACACAGCUGUGCCGGGGGGUCACCUUUUCACAAAUGUAGACCUCCAUGAACUCACUGGAUGACCCUGGACGGAGCGGAGCUAUUCCCAUUUUGUAGACAGGACAGCAGAGGCUCCAGACAAUGUCUGUCUUUUCUUUUUCACUGGACUCAAGUGUCCAAGGCUUUUUGUCCUAGGAAGUUUGCGUGCUGGUUCACAAGAGGUCCCUGGCACCCAUUCUGGGGAUGUUUGGAUGUGGCUGGUAGGCAGGGAAGAGAAAGGGCACCCCAGCGGGGCAUAUAUGGAGGCAGCACAGAACAUGUAGGUUAUAGAUCGUCAGGGAGGAGGGGUCAGUUGGGUGCUUGUUUUUCUGAUUUUUGGUCAUUGAUCACCCCGUUCCCUUCCCACAUGUGUCCCCAGCCUGCCUGUGGCUGUUCCCCCCACAAGAAGCACCUCCCUUGCUCGGUGACCUUCACCAGCAUUUCCCAAAAGUAUGCUCCUUGGAACCCUAGUUCCACAGGAUGUUAUUAGGUUUUUCAUAAAGAAAAGCAGGGUGUGCAUGUGAAAGUGGGGCGAGGUUCCCUGGUCGAGUAGGUUUGGCAGACACUAAAGCAAGCUACACGAUCAUCUUUGCUGCAGGCCUCUCAUAACCUUCAGCAUGCCAGCAUGUGUCAGGCCUCUUCACAGGGCCAAGAAGCUCAUAGCAUCUCCCACAUUACUCUCAUCACUUCUCCAAGGUGCUUUUGCAAGACUGGAAUUCCUUGAACAUCACUGGGGAAGCCCCGCCUUGACUGGAACAGCGGCAGCCAAGAGGCCUCGCAGCCCUGGGAGUGGGUCAGGGCCCUUGGUGGUCACCUUUUUCUCCCCAGCAGCUCUCUGCAGAGGUGGCCUGCUUGGCAGUGGGACAUCAGGGGACAGGGCCUGCUUUGAGAUGGCAGGGUCCCUGUUCCGAGAGCUCUCCAGCCUGAGGGCAUUGAGCUCAGGCUCCACCCUGAGCUCUCCUGCAGGGUGGAGGGCAUUGUUUCCCAGCACCCAGGCAGUGUCUUGCUGGUGUGUCCUGGGUGCUGAAUGUCCAAAUCCCCACUGGCCACAGAGGGCUCCUGCCUCUCUACUUCAGCGCCACAAAAUUAUAUGGAGGCCAGCUGGUUUUGUGAGGAGAGUGUUUAUUUUUUAAUUCUCUUGUUUGCCGAACGUUUACUGAGCAUCUACCCUGUGCCAGCCCUACUCGUGUGCUCUGUCUCCAAAGAUGAAAAAGGACUUCUCUGCCCUCAAGGGAACCCCACAGUAUUCUAGAGUAGACAAGCACGUCGGUGAGAUGGUACGGUGUUGAAGCGUGCUGGGUAUAUGGCUCAGGGAAAGUCAUCGAUGAUGGCUCAGGCUCAGUCUGGGCAGGCCCCAGAGGAGAGAGCUGGAGUGGGGCCUCAAAGGGCAGGUUUAGGCAGAAAAGAGAAAGGGCAUCCCAGCUGGGGGCAUGUGCAAAGGCAGCACGUAACGUGUAAGUUCUAGAUCGUCAGGGAGGAGGGGUCAGUUGGGUGCCUGUUUUUCUGCUUUUGGUCCUUUGAAAUGAGUAGAAGCAACCUGUUACCCUGGAAAGAGCACUGGACAUGGUCAGACCUAGCGCUGCAUGAUGUUGAGCACGUUUCUUCUUCCCUUUGAGACUCAGUUUCCCUUUUGGUUACAAGGGGAUAGUAGCCCCCAGGGAUCAGGUGAAAGUGAGAAAGCCCUUUCCACACGGUGGAGCGGUGCGGAUGUGGGAAACCUCAAAGAUGCUUGCACAUUUUAAAUCCUUUCAUCUCUCAACUCUCUUCUUUCUUCUCUCCCUUCUGCCUUGACGUAGCCAUGGCUGGGUGGGUGAGGCCAGAAGAAACUGCUUCCGGCAAGAGGUAGCAGCCGCUGAGGUGGCUCUGCUGGCAUCGGAGCCCACAGAAGUGAGGAGUGGCCGAUGGACCUGCCCUCCAAAUGUGCCUGACUCUGGGUCUUGCUGUCAUUGGGUUUCCCAGCAUGGCAGACAGAAAGAAAGAUAGUUUGGCCAAGUCGUAGAGGCUGAUCCAGCAGGUAAAAAGGGGGCAGGGAACUCGUCUCUUUUGCUCUUGCCUCGGAGCUGCCUGAAGACAUGGGCCAGGCCGGAGGCUGGACAACUUUGGACAGAUACGCUGACCUGUGCUUCCAAGUAAAUGCCUGCUGAAGAGCCCGGGACCCUUCCUGGGAGAAUUCUGCAGCCAGAAUGAAGGUGGCGUCAGCAGGAGGCUGUGAAGCACCAUCCUGUCGCUGUCCUUGUCCAUUCCUAGCAAGUUAACUGUGUCUUGUUAACCAGCAGUUCCUGUUCAACGUGUAAAGAGACCUGAUGUUUUCCCUAAUAAAGCUGAUACCAAAUUUUGCAGGA